GUGACCAAAUUUUCUGAUGCAAUUCCAUUGAAAGGUCAAAAAAAUAGUUCAAAAUUAAUUAUUUGUGGUGAAAAGGCAUGACAAUUCUUUUAGUAAAUCUCUAUAGCAAUUGCAAAAAGGUACGUGAGAGGCCAUUUUACAAUAUUCCAUAGACACGUCAACACAGAAUUGGAUGAUAAUGGCCAAGAUGUCUACUUAGGUUUCCCCAGACAUUUCGCCCACCAGGGCAUAGUACAAACAUGGCACCAUUCAACUAUGUAUACCUAGCCCCGGCUACCAAACAAGAAACAAUCAAUCAACUAAAAAAUUUAAGAUACAUUCAAGGAGAUGAGCAUGUGGAACGAGAAUUUAUUUGCCACAGACUUUGUGGCCAACAUAUAUGUCGACCAGACAAGUGGCCUGUUCGGUGACAUAAAACAUGUUGAUUUUAAUGAAGGUGACUGUACUGGUUUGCAGUCACGGGAAUCUGUUGCUAAGCACUUUUUUGAUGAUGUGCAGCCACAAGAAGAUGAUAUUCUCAGUAGUGAUUGGAUGGAAUCUUCUGACAUUGGCACCUAUCUGGAUGCCCUUGGCAAUGAAAGCCUGCUUCCAUUGGAGGAAAACUUGUAUGAUUUCCCACGGGUCUCAGUUGAUGAGGACACUUAUGUUGAGCACUGCCCUACCCCUUUCUGCAGUGCUUUCAAUGUUCCUGAUAAGGAACCAAAAAGUGUUUCAAGUGGGACUUUCGUGGAUGCUUUUUUAUCACCGCCAGAUUCCCCUGAACAAGUCACUCCAGUUAUAGAAUCAAAUGUACCUGAUAGAUCAUCAUUGCCGGUUGUUGAUGGAUCUUUGGGUAAAAACUUUUUGUGUAAAGAAGAAAAGGGGUUUAAUCUAUGUAAUGCUGAGAUUAGUACAAUCAUCAGUUCAAGUCCUGAAUUGUACAAAGUUAUUGCUGGUUCUUCUUUCAUUAAUAGUAGAAAAUCAGUCAAACGUGGGAAAGAUUUGAAGCAUUUGCAUCCAAAAUACAGUUACAGUUGCCUGGCUAUUUCUGAUCCCUCAGUAGCAGAUCAACUUAAUAAGAAAGACAGAAAAAAAUUGCAGAACAAAAAUGCUGCCAUAAGAUAUCGACAGAAAAAAAAGGAAGAGGCUGUUGGAAUAAAAUCAGAAGAACAGAUUUUGGAAGAGAAAAAUAACACCUUAAAAAUGAAAGUUGAAGACUUGCAAAGAGAGAUAAAAUACAUGAAAAAUUUAAUGGAAGAUGUUUGUAGAGCUAAAAGUUUAUUAAGCUAAAUUGUGGUUGCAAUGUAUUUUAAUGCCUUUUUUUUUGGGCUGCUACUAGAAAUUAACAUUAAUACUACAUUCAUUAAAUAUAUUACAUAAUUUGACAGAAAGAAGUAGUUUGAAUUGUUUUGAUUCAGUAUUUCACCGUACUCAGCUUAUCUAGAGUGGCGCUUAGCUUAAGAAGCCAUUGCUUUUUUGCUAGAGUCCUGUGUGUCAUAAUCAAUUUAAGAAUAGUUUGUUCGGUUAAAUUAUUUACUCUUUUUUUAUCUUUUGCAUAUUUUUUUCUGUUUUGACUUGUGUUGUCUUAUGUUGCGAUAGGAUGGUUCAAAUGCUUAUCAGAAAACUGAAACACAAUUAAAAUACAUGUUUAUGAUUGAUACAUUUUCUGUAGUUUUUAAUAAGUUAAGUGGCAUUUGUAUCACAUAUGGGCCUUGAUUAGAUUUAAGAAAUUUUUUUAUAAGCCAUCAUGUGUUGAUUAUGUAUGUUAUAUAAUUGUUUUGUAAUUCUUUACUCUGUUGUGUGUAAAGAUAUCCACUUUAGUUAUGUGCAUCUCUGACAUCAGCAUAUUUGUGCCCACUGCAUAGAUCUGUCACUGAUUAAUUACUGCAAUUUUAAAAUUCACUGCAAAGAUGUACAUUGUCAAGAACCUAAUAUAAUAAUUUCAUUUGAAAUCUGAAGAACCUAAUAUAAUAAAUAUUUCAUUUGAAA
Messenger RNA from Physella acuta, 1968 nucleotides. RefSeq lists its product as uncharacterized. NCBI's taxonomy places the organism in Eukaryota, Metazoa, Mollusca, Gastropoda, Physidae. Gene Ontology annotation, molecular function: DNA-binding transcription activator activity, RNA polymerase II-specific; RNA polymerase II transcription regulatory region sequence-specific DNA binding. Gene Ontology annotation, biological process: regulation of transcription by RNA polymerase II. The record is from RefSeq and is a predicted model, not a curated record. Gene Ontology annotation, cellular component: nucleus.